AUGGCAGGAAGUAUCAUCAUUGUUACAACUAGAAAUGAAGCCGUUCUUGAUCAAUCUGAAUUCGAGGUAGUCUACAAGUAUGAAUUGAAUGAAUUGGAUGAGGAGCAUGCUUUGCUUCUGUUUAACAGACACGCAUUUCGUACGGACCAUUCUUUGAGGGAUUUUGAGGGUGUAUCUCGUGAUGUCAUAUCCACCAUGGGUGGGCUUCCCUUGGCACUUGAAGUUGUUGGUUCAUAUUUGUAUAAAAAAACGAAUCGAAAAGUAUGGGAAGAUGUGCAAAAGCAAUUAAAAAGCCAACCGCAUAGAGAUGUCCAAAAGAUAUUGCGAAUAAGUUACGAUGCAUUAGAAGAUGGACAUAAGCAUAUUUUUCUUGAUAUUGUUUGUUUCUUUAUUGGAGAAGAGAGUAGUAAGGAAAGGCGCAAGUACGCCAUGUACAUGUGGGAGGACUGUGGGUUUUAUCCAAGUCAAGGAAUUGAAGAGUUGAAGUUGAGGUGCUUAAUUAAAAUUGGAGAUAAUGGUAAGUUUAUGAUACAUGAUCAACUAAUAGAUCUUGGAAGGAGUAUUUUUUGCCAAGAACAACUGCUUGAGAAACGUAGUGGGCCAUGGGACCGCGACUACAAUGGAAUCACAAGAGCACUAGGACAUCAAUGGUUGGGGAGUUUUGGUCCUGGACCCUGGUUCGAUGACUGGACGAGGGCAGCUUUAAGGGGAGACUCCAACGAACUCCUUUCCCGAAAUAAGAUGGCUUCAAUUGUGGGUCGCGGAGUCGAUCCGUCUCUUCUAACAACCAAUCUACCGAAAUUAUCGGUGCUGGAUUUAUCAGAGAACUCAAUCACAGAGGAUUGGGAAGGAUGGAGUACAUUCAUGACGGCAAAGCGGCUACUAGUUCUCGACCUUAGAUGGUGUAACGGUUUCAGAUGUACUCCUGAUCUCUCAGCUUUCACGCAGUUGAAGAUCCUCACCUUGAGAGUCUCAAGGAGCUACCGAGAGGAAGUGGGCGAAUUAAAAGAUUUAGAAGAACUUGUAUUAGAUGAUUCCUGGUAUUACAAAGAUCCCUACGUCUAUUGGUUAUCCGAGGAAGUCGAAGACACCGAGUGCCUACCGUUCCUAGUCGAAAUUCAGGGCAGUGAUAAUUUGGAGUUCUUGGAGGGCAUAUUUAUAUAUGACUGCAAUUCCAUUAAAAGGCUUCUCUGUCCAAAAUCAUGGUGUUUGAAGAAAUUAGUGGCUGUCAAGUGCAACAAUCUAGUUGAAAUUCGAGGUCUUGAUGGUGCGAAGUUCUUAGAAGAGUUGGAUUUUACGGGGUGCGAAUCAAUGGAGAUGUUGCCAAAUUUGACGGGAUGUGAGAAGUUGCGAUCUCUAAAUGUUCGAAACUGCAAGAAACUUACUCAGCUUGGGGGAUUUGAAAAGUUGGAUUUAAUUGAUUUGAAUAUCUCUGGUUGUUACUCAUUGGAAGCAAUACCGAAAUUAUCCAGAACACGCCGUUUGAUGCAGUUGCAUUCUACUGAUAUCACUCCUCAACUCAAUGAGGCUCUGCAGAGGGAGGUUUCUGAUUUGAUAAGCUCAAUUCUCAUGUAUGCGGCAUUGAAUUCGUAA
Messenger RNA from Syzygium oleosum, 1593 nucleotides. RefSeq names its product disease resistance protein L6-like. The coding region runs from base 1 to 1593 and encodes 530 amino acids. The record is from RefSeq and is a predicted model, not a curated record. The transcript is spliced from 7 exons. Gene Ontology annotation, biological process: defense response. Gene Ontology annotation, molecular function: ADP binding. NCBI's taxonomy places the organism in Eukaryota, Viridiplantae, Streptophyta, Magnoliopsida, Myrtales, Myrtaceae.